UCUGUGGGAGGAGGAACGUCAGGAGGUGUGUUCUUCUCUUCUCCUGUUCUCCUCUCUGGUUUCCUGAUUCACGGAAAUGAGCUGAAAGCUGCGACACCGACAGACGCAGGAAGAACCGGAGGACCGAAGAACCGGAGGACCGGAGCCGAUCAGCGACCGACGGAUCAUCAACAAGCUCCUGGAGAAACGCGAGGAUCGAUCAGCGGCAGCAGCUCAAAGGCAUGAGGUCCUGAGAGAAGAGCGGACCUGAAGGAAGACAGGAAGCGACAUGGCCCACGUAGGCAACGGAGCGACGGCGGAGGAGGAGGAGGACUGUUUUGAAGAUGCCUUCGACCAGAUACCAGCCUCCUGCAGCAUGGACCUCCAGACCUCCAUCCAGGAGGCCCAGUGUGCUCUGAACCUGGUUCUCAACAACAAGUUCUCUGAAGCUCUGGACCUCCUCAAACCCUGGCGGACGGACAGCAUGUACCACGCUCUCUUCUACAGCGGCAUCCUGGUGAUGCAGGCCACCAUGACCUUCGAGCACAGCGACAUCCAGGUCGCCAUGGCAACCAUCAAGGAGGCUCUCCACACCUGUCAGAGGUUCAGGAAGAGGAACUCGAUGGUCGGAUCUCUGUCCAGUCUGAUCAGCAAACAGUCCAAACUGCAGGAAGAGGAGAUGCACGCGGAUCUCUGCUACGCCGAGUGUCUGCUGCAGAAAGCCAUGCUCACCUUCAUACAGGAUGAGAGCAUGAUCAGUUUCAUCAAAGGAGGCAUCAAGAUUCGAACCAGCUACCAGAUCUACAAGGACUGUCAGAAUGUGCUGAACGUCACCCAGGACCUGGCCGGCCAGCCUGAUUCGUUCAAGCACUUUGAGUGUGGAGUCAAGAUGGGGAUCGGCUCCUUCAACCUGAUGUUGUCUCUGCUCCCUCAGAGGAUUCUGAGGCUCUUGGAGUUUAUCGGAUUCUCAGGAAACAGGGGCUUCGGUUUGGCUCAGCUCAACGACGGAGCUUCCAGCCACAGUUUGAAGUCCAUCCUUUGCGUUCUGACGCUGCUCUUCUACCACACCUAUGUUUCUCUGGUCCUUGGAACCGGAGAAGGAAACGUGGUGGAGGCCGAAGCUCUGCUGGAACCAUACAAACACAAAUACCCCAAAGGCUCCAUAAUCCUGUUCUACUCGGCUCGAAUCACUGCUCUGAAAGGAAACUUUGAGAAGGCCCGGGCUCGCUAUGAAGAGUGCAUCAGCAGCCAGCAGGAGUGGAAGCAGAUCCACCAUCUGUGUUACUGGGAGCUGAUGUGGACUCAUUCGUACCAGCAGGACUGGAAGCAGGCGUUCCACUACGCCGACCUGCUGUGCAGAGAGAGCCGCUGGUCCAAGGCGAUCUACGUUUACCAGAAGGCGGCCAUCUUGAGCAUGAUGUCAGAGGACGAGGCGAAGAAGACGGGAGAAGACGUGGUGGAGCUUUUCAGGCAGGUUGAAGGUCUGAAACAGCGUCUGGCAGGAAAAUCCAUCCCAAUGGAGAAGUUUGCUGUGAGGAAGUCAAGACGCUACAAAGCUGCUAACCCCGUCCUGCUGGUCAUCCCUGCUCUGGAGAUGAUGUACGUCUGGAACCUCUUCACCAUAGUCGGGAAACGAGCCGACUGCACCGAGGCGCUGCUGGUUACCAUAGAAAAGGCCGAGGAGCAGAUUCGCAAUGACCCCAACCCGUCAGAGUUCCAUCCAGACAGCAGCUGUCUGGUCCAGAUGUUGAAGGGUCUCUGUCUGAAACAUCUGGGGAGGUUACUGCAGGCCGAGCUCUGCUUCACACAGGUCCUGUCCAGUGAGAGUCGUAUCCGGUACGAUCACUACCUGAUUCCUUUCACUCUCUAUGAACUGGGGCUGCUCUAUAAACAACAGGGAGAUUUCUCCAAGGCCACCGCCUACAUCGAAAACGCCAAGACCAACUAUAAGGACUACUCCAUGGAGUCUCGGCUGCACUUCAGGAUCCACGCGGCGCUCAACAGCCUCAAAGGUUCACCUGUCGGGACGCCGUAACCCGGAGACCAUGAAGGAGCUCAGGUGUGUCGGCGGUGUCCAGAUCGCCCGUCCGCCUGCUUUUCUCUCCAAACUUUUGUUUGUUUGUUUUUUUAAACUUUAUUUAUUUUCUUCAGCCAAGUCAAUGAGAUUCCAGAUUAACUUGCACUCCUCAGACAGGCCUCCCAUCGACGUCUGCUGACCGAACCGAGGUUUCACCGACAGACGCAGAGCCACGGUUCAGCCAGCACCAGGUUUUUGGUUCAAGACGUAAACACACGAGGCGUUUUAUUGUGAAGGGCUCGUUCACUCAGGGACGCACACAAUCACUUUCUGCACAUUUUUGACACAAAACUGCAUGAAUAAUCCGACAGUUUCUGCAGAUCACGAUACUGAUGAACCUUCUGGGAACAAAUGGGUCUUUUCUGUGUGAACGGGCCCUAAAAUCAAACCUUUAUUGUGAAAAGCUAACAAAUCAUGGCCUUACACUAAAGUCAUCUUAACGGUUUGUGUACAUGUGUGGGAAAGAAUCGUAAAUACUGACAGAUUUCAGGGUGCAGGAUGAAGCAGCAGGGAAACAUGAUGUCUAGAAAUUCAAACCUAUGCUUUAAACCUUCUUUAUUUUGCCUUUUUCUUGAUUUCUAAAUGAAGCAUCGCAGCCUUCUCUCUCACCGACCGUGGCUUAAACAAACACAACACACUCAUUCCGGGCUCGCACAUGCUGCCGCCAUAUGCACAGAUUAAAACGGCUGAAAACGCACAUUUCGCAGCAAUAGGAAAGGAUUUGUGCUGUCGAUUCUCGGUCAUCGUGUCGGUCUGUGAGUUUCUACGUUUAGCGUCCUGCAGGUUUAACUCUGAUGUUUCUCAGACGCACAGUAGCUCUGGAGGUUGAAAACACCUUUUUAAAUGUCGCUGCUGUAGAAUUCGAAGGCUUUCUUUCAGAUUCCAGACAAAGUUGUGGCUAAUUUACAGCAAAGACUUCUGCUCCGUCAACAUUCUUGCUGCUAGCGCUGCGCCCUCUGAAGGCUAAAGGUGCAGCUACCACAUGGACAGAUCGCUUUUAAAUCCCUAGACGCCGAUCCUCAUAGAAAAACUCCCCAAAAUACACUUAACAAACCAACAACUACAAAGCACAAUUGAAAAUCAACAGACCAAAAUUAGCCACAAGUUUCACACAAACCUCAUUUGCAUACAAAAAUAUGACUUGUGCUGAAAAUGUGCAGCAGAUUUAGCUCUGACUGUUUGCCAGAAAUCUGGAAAAACUACAAGUAAUAACUUUAUUGACAGAAAGGCUGUUUAUGGCAACCAUAGACUGAUUGACUGUUCAACACUAAACUAGGCCAGUGAACACAUUUAAAGCAGUCUUCCCACUGGUUUGACGGCUUAACACUCGUUGGGAAGCUACUGUAUGUGAUGAGCUAAGCGCUAACUCUAGUGGACACCAUGACAAAGACCAAUGUGGGAGUUUAGCUAGCAAUGAGCACCAUGAAAAAUACUAAUAAGGGAGUUUAACUAGUAAAGGGACACCAUGACAAAGCCUUUUGUAGGAGUUUAGCUAGCAAUGGGCACCAAUCAAUCAAUCAAUCAAUCAAUCAAAUUUUAUUUAUAAAGCGCCUUCCAACAGCCAAAAGGAGCACAAGGCGCUUAACAGAGUAAAAUAAAAUAAAUAAGUAAAAGCAUUUUAAGAAACACACAGUUCUAGAAAGAGCUAAGCGUCACACGCUACACGGAACAGGUGUGUUUUCAGACGACAUUUAAAAACAUUUAAUUCAGAAAUGGACCGUAAGUGCGAUGGAAGAGAGUUCCAAAGCUUAGGGCCAAGAACGGCAAAAGAGCGGUCACCAUACUUUCUAUAUCUUGCCCUGGGGACAACCAAGGAGGUUUGCUAGACGAGCGUAGUAUCUUGGCAGGUUGGUAAAUUGCCAACAGCUCUGAGAUGUGGGGGGGGCACGCCCGUUUAUGGCCAUAAACACGAACAACAGGACCUUGUACUGGACUCGAAAGCGCACCAGGAGCCAGUGGAGCACUUGAAGGACCGGAGUGAUGUGAGAGUAUUUUGAGGAGUUGGAGAUGAGACGUGCUGUUGCGUUUUGAACCAAGUGAAGUUUAUGGAGGAGUGAGUGAUUAAGUCCAGCGUGAAGGGCAUUAAAAUAAUCAAGCCCUGAGCUGAUAAAAGCGUGAGCAGCCUUUUCCAAAUCUGCCUGGGACAGGAAUGGCUUAACUCUGCUCAGGAGCCUUAGUUGGAAAAAGCUCGCCCUUACAACUGAACUGAUCUGCUUCGUAAAGUUAAGUCCCUCGCCAAAAAUUACACCCAGAUUCCUCACAGCAGAAGCAAAUUGUGGUGUGGAUGAACCAAAAUCAGGGGAACUGCAGGUUGGGUCAGGACUGAAGAGAAUAUAAUCGGUCUUUUCCAAGACAUGACUUUUCUUUUCACCAUGACAAAGACUUAGAUGGUAGCUAACAAGGAGCUUUAAAUUAUGUAACAGUGGCAUUAUAUUGACACAUUCUUUUCUUAUCUGUUUGUAUUCUACGCCUGCUUUGAAGGAAUGUGGUUUUAUCAGCUCAGAGAGGUGAUUUCAUCAAACCGAAGCAGCUUUGGCCUCUGAGAAACUCCUAAAACUGUCCUCGUUUGUUGAGUAAAUUAUGGAAGCGACCGAAGGCUUCACGUCCGUCCUGGCAUUACUGUUGUGUAGCUUGAGCUGCUUGAUUCUUUUGUUCUAUUGUGUUUUACUCUAUUAUGUAGAUCAACAAUGAAGAGCAGUUUUAGUGUCUAUAAAUGUCCUGAGGAAAAAGAAGCACAACCUCUAAAGAUCAUGUAUCAUGACCCUUUUGCUUUUCAGUAGUUUGAUAUUAUUUACUAUGAUAUAUAACAUAUAUAUAUAUAUAUAUAUAUAUAUAUAUAUAUAUAUAUAUAUAAAUGUUAACACAACGAAAGAUGGACCGGUUUUAUAUUAGGUAGCUUUGACAAACACUCCAAGGAAAAGGCAGGAAAAUUUACUGCCAAAAUGUGGUUUUACUCCAUAUUUAACUCCUAAAACAGCGAACCAAUGAAUUAAAUUAUUUAGUUCUACUUUUACAAUCACCUUAACGACAUCUUUGCUUGCACCAGGUUGAAGGAUGUACUUGAAUAAAGUCACAACAGUACUUCUCCCUAUAUUGAAUGUAAUGACAGAAAAAACGACCAAAUUAUACAUGUGUGUUUGUCUAUUGCUGGAUGUUUUUAUUUCAUUGUGUAUUUUGUGCCUGCACGUCUUUGGAUGUAAGUUUUCUUCAUGUCUUUGUGUGAUUUGAAACUUUACCUCAGAACAACUUAACACACCAAAUGAAUUACUUCAUUGGUAAAAAAUGUACAAAAACAACCAGAGUCGUCUGUGUUUAGGAGUUGUGUUGAUAAUGAAAUUAAUAAUAAUAAAUAAUAAUCAUAAUAAAUUACCUUUAAAGAG
Molecule: messenger RNA, 5436 nt
Organism: Acanthochromis polyacanthus (spiny chromis)
Lineage: Eukaryota; Metazoa; Chordata; Actinopteri; Pomacentridae
Product: tetratricopeptide repeat protein 39B-like
Exons: 19
Coding region: 269-2014 (581 amino acids)
Molecular function (GO): protein binding
Source: RefSeq, a predicted model, not a curated record